Molecule: messenger RNA, 441 nt
Organism: Danaus chrysippus (African queen)
Lineage: Eukaryota; Metazoa; Arthropoda; Insecta; Lepidoptera; Nymphalidae
Source: the annotation of a GenBank genome assembly
UUGACAGAUGGGGUUGAUGGGGAUGAUGGGGAUGAUAGGGGUGAUGGGGAUGAAGGGAGUGAUGGAGAUGAUGGAGGUGAUGGGGAUGACGUGGAUGAAGGGGGUGACGGGAAUGAUGGGGGUGAGGGGGAUGAUGGGGGUGAUGGAGAUGAUGGAGAUAAUGGGGAUGAAGGGGGUAAUGGGGAUGAUGGCGAUGAUGGGUGUGAUGGGGAUGAUGGAGAUGAUGGGGAUGAUGUGGAUGAUGGAGAUGAUAAAGAUGAUGGGGAUGAUGGGUGUGAUGGAGAUGAUAGGGAUGAUGGGUGUGAUGGAGAUGAUGGGGAUGAGGGGGUUGAUGUGGAUGAUGGAGACGAUGGGGAUGAUGUGGAUGAUGUGGACAAUGGAGAUGAUGAAGAUGAUGGGGGUUAUGGGGAUGAUGGAGAUGAUGGGGGUGAUGAGGAUUGA